Messenger RNA from Desarmillaria tabescens, 1158 nucleotides. RefSeq lists its product as uncharacterized. The record is from RefSeq and is a predicted model, not a curated record. Lineage: Eukaryota; Fungi; Basidiomycota; Agaricomycetes; Agaricales; Physalacriaceae. The coding region runs from base 1 to 1158 and encodes 385 amino acids. The transcript is spliced from 2 exons.
AUGACAUCGUCAACAUUGUGUGAAGAUGUUCUUCUCAAGAUCGCAGACACCGUCGGAGGAAGCGAUCUAGAGACCCUUUUGUCACUCUCCCUCUCCUGCAGGACACUACAGCAAGCCUGCCGUCCUUGGACAUAUCGGACCAUCCAUAUCAACCCAUCGCAUCCUCCUUUGGACGUGGCCGGAUUUUGCAGGAGACAUCCCAAUAUCGUUCGCAAAGCCACCACACUCUCCUUCCAAAACGUCGUAUUCGAAUACGGUGUCUUGCGCAUGUUACUGGAUACUUUGGGUUCUGUGGUCAAGUUGAAGUUUCGUUCCAUGUCAAUGGAGGUGGAGGAUGGUGCACCUGCAUUGCUUGGCCGUAUCAAGAUCGUGACCAUGGACCAGUGCGACUUUUCGAGGCUUGCAUUACGACUCAUCCUGGGUAACAGUUGUAUUGAGGAAUGGUCCUUGACAAGCUAUGCAGGUCUCCAUCGCCAUGGGGAGAGCGACAGUCCCACAUCACCUCUACCACUUGCAAGAUUAAGGGGGCUAAGUCUGGAUCUAUCCAACUUCCAGUGGAGCACUCCCCGGUAUUACCCCAUUAUACAGUCACCUCUAAACGAGCUCGUGUUGCUCCUUGAGCGAGCGCGGUCCUUGGUCACUUUCGAAGUCGUCUUUACACUGGACAUAGUUCUGUAUGUGAACAGAAUCAUUGAGCAGAAUGUGAAUACUCUCAGGUCUCUGAGUAUAUGGCAAGAGGCCUUCGAUGAAUAUGACCUGAACUCAUCGUGGGUCCAACCGCUGUUGCUCAGCAAAUGUGCUAUGCUUGCAGACCUCAUUGUUCACUGCUUUCAUGUCAAUAUUCAGGGCGUUGCUGCCACGCUAAGCGGAGUUCGUUCAUCGGUGAAGCGUAUGGAAUUCCAUGUGUACUGUAUCAGGGGCGCAUUAUGGCGUGGCUAUCUGAACAAUGAGGAUAUAGGAUUUCGUGCCUUCGACAUCUCUAUUUCUAAGUUGGCCUCUACAAAGUUGGUAUUACAUAUUCGGUUGGAAGGCGAACGACAGCUCCGACUUGUUAAGGACUGGGUGGAAGGCUUUCUUGCGUGCUCGAUCAAGGGUGGCAUGUUGUCAGUAGAAUGGACAGCUGCAACAGAUUGUCACAUGUACCAGGAAUAUGUCUGA